This is a messenger RNA of Oldenlandia corymbosa var. corymbosa, 369 nucleotides long. The record is from the annotation of a GenBank genome assembly. NCBI's taxonomy places the organism in Eukaryota, Viridiplantae, Streptophyta, Magnoliopsida, Gentianales, Rubiaceae.
AUGAUCAGCCUUGGUCAACUUCAUGAUGAACUUGAAGAAGCAAAGAACCUAGAAGUAAGAAAUCAUGCUGUAAUCAAUCAGAUAACGCAAGGAAUCAAUGAAAUCAGGCAAAGGACCAUUCUGGAGCCAUCAGAAGAUAUGAGGAAAGAAACAAAAAUGGUCAGAGAGUUCAUUCUUGGAUUUCUUGUUGGUGAUGUGCAAGCCGUAACUUGCAUGGGCAUGUUGAGGGGUCUAGGCCACAAUUGCCAUCUUCCUAUUGAAAGAAUGAGCAAACUGAAGAAAGUCGGUAGAGAUAAAUGGAAGAGGGUUGAGGAGAGGUGCAAGGAAAACCAUCGACAGGAAAGUGGUUCAUGGAGAGAGAGGAAGUGA